AUGACAUUACUUAUACCAUUAUUACCAAGAAAUUCAUCAUUUGAUUUCUUAUAUAAGAAUUAUCGUAUAAUUGAAUAUGUAGGUAGAGGUCAAUUUGGUAAUACAUAUAAAGUACAAAAUACAAUUGAUAAUAAAAUAUGGCUUGCAAAAUGUAUUGAUUUAUCACAAAUGGAUGAGGAUGAUAAAAAUCGUAGUCUUCAAGAGGCUGAGAUAAUGAAAACAAUUAAUAAUCCAUAUGUAAUUAAAUGUCAUGAGUCAUUUAUACAUGAUGAUAUAUAUUUAAUAAUAAUAAUGGAAUAUUGUAAACAAGGUGAUAUUAGUAAAGUUUUAGAGAAUUGUAUUAAAACAAAUACAUAUCUUUCAGAAGAUACAGUGUUAUUUUGGUGUUCACAAAUAGCAGCUGGAUUACAUUAUUUACAUAGAGAAUGUUCAAUAAUACAUCGUGAUAUAAAACCAUCAAAUAUAUUUUUAACAGAUAAAGGUAAUAUAGUAAUUGGUGAUUUUGGUAUUAGUAGAAUAAUGUUAAGUGUAACAAUUCCAUAUACAUUAACUUCUAUUGGAACACCUCAAUAUAUGUCACCAGAGAUGUGUGAAAAUAAACCUUAUACUUAUAAAAGUGAUAUUUGGUCAUUUGGAUGUGUAAUGUAUGAGUUGACAUGUUUAAAACCUCCAUUUACUGGUGAUUCACUUUUAUCCUUAGCUUGGAAUAUUUCAUUUCAAAAAAUUGAACCUCCCCCAAAAUGUUAUUCAAAUGAAUUAUUUAAUUUAGUACAACAACUUUUAUCAAGAGAUUCUUCUUUAAGACCAGAUCCAUUUGAAAUUUUACAAACUCCAUUAUUGAGAGUUUAUAAAGAAAAAUUAUUAUAUACACCUAAAAAUGAGAUAAUUGUAAAUCCAAAAACAAAAAGGAUGAAUGAAAUAUCAUUGAUGGGUAAGAUAAUAGAUAAAAAUAAAAUAGAACAGAUAUUUAAUAAAAAAGAAUUAAUAAUAUCUAAACAAGAUGAUGAUUUAAUUGAUUACCAAUAUGAUAUAUCAGUAAAAACAGAUGAUACAUGCCCAAGUACAAAUAGUAUAUCUUUAACAUCUUAUUCAUCAUAUAUUGAAGAAAGGAGUAUUUCUUUGGAAUCAAUAAAUUUAGGAUUUAUUCCUAAUAAUUUUGUAUAUGAAGAUAUAAAUAAAUGUUGUAGACAAGAUAAAGAGAAAUUUUGUAUAACUCCUACAAAUUUUGAUCAACAAUAUUGUAGUAUAAUUGUUGGUCGUAUACAACAGUAUAUUUUUUUUAGAGUUGAAGAAUGGUCAUUAAAAUCACCAAAUAAUUUAUCAAUAUAUGAGAUUAUAGAAUAUCUAAAUAAAAAUACGAAGUGUUGUAAUAAAUAUAUUAUUGAAAAUAUUCGUAUAUCAAGCAAAUGGUUGGCAGAAUUUGUUUUAGAAUUAGAUAUUGGUAUAUCAGAAGCAGAACAAGAACUACUUUUAUCAUACAUAAGUUAUACUUCAUCAGUAAAGAUAGAUAAUUUUAAUAUUUCGAGAACUAUUAGAUAUGCAAAAUCAUCUGAUAGUUUAAAUACUUUAGAUGAAUUAAAUUUAAUUGGUAAUAAGAAGAUUAGGAGACAGUCUAUGCCAAAUAAUGAUUCAAAAUAUAAAAAUUUUCAGAAAUAUAUUAGAAAUGAGAAUUUGAAUACAUUAUUUGAUAAAUUACCAAUAAUACAUGAAUUUCUUGAAUAUAUUAUUGGUUGGAAUGGGAUAAUAAGAAAUAAUAUAAAUAAUUUAGAUAUAACUGAGAUAAAAUAUAACGAAAUUUAUAAGAAAGAAGAAGAAAAAUUAUCAAAUAAUUCUAUGAGUAUAUUUUCACUGCAUCUAAUAAAGCCAGAUUUUUAUCAUUUAAUAAAAGAUUGGAUAGGGAGUAUUAUUAAACCUACAGUAUUGAAUAAGAAAUCAGCUUUUCAUAAUAGUAUUUCACCUAAAAAAAAAAUUAAAUCAAUAUGCUUAAAAGAUGGAUUUCGUCUUUUUGAUCAAUCCAAGCAUGAAAUUUUAUCAAGACAACAUUUUAGGACAGUAUUAUAUUUAAUAUUACCUAAAUUAACUUCAAUACAAUUAGAUUGGCUUUUUGCUUUGGCACCAAAAGAUUCUAAUGGUAAUGUAAAAUAUGAACAAUUUUUAGAAUAUGUGACAUAUAUACUGCAAAAUGAGAAAGAAGUGAAUAAUUCUCAAACUAUAAAGCUUGAAGAUAAAGAAUCGAAUAAUCAUACAAAUUCUAUUUUUCCAAAACGUGAUACAGGGCAUUAUUCAUAUAAAGUGGUUAAUACAAAGAAUUGUUAUUCUUUAUUUGUAGAUGGAAUUGUAGAUCAUUAUUUAUAUGAUGAUGAUAAUACUCACAAUAAUGAUACUGAAUUCUUUGGUUAUGGUAUACAUGAUUUAGUUUUAUUACAUCAUAAUAAUCAGACUUGUAGACGCCCAUCUCCAUCUCCUCAAAUAAUAUCUAGAACAAGAACUGCAUCAAAUUUAAGAAAUCCAGAAGAACUAUUAACUGAAGGUUUUGAUAAUAAUUUAGAAUUAAAUAAUCCAGAUUGUAAAUCUUUAGGUACUAACUUAAGUGGUUUAUUUUCAGCAAACAGAUUUAAAUUUAAUGUAUCAAGUAGUCCAUCUAACAAAGAUAAUAAUUAUGAUUUAAAAAUAGGAACAAACUGUUAUGUAAAUAAUGAUGAAAAUACAGAAAUAAGUGGUGAUUAUGAAUUAAAUAAUGAUAAUAAGCAAUUUAUAUCAAAUGGUAUUGUAAAGACUCCAUUAAGUUGUAAAAGUUGUAUUAAUCACUUUUCAAUUUCACCUUCAUCUCCUCCUGUAUCAAGUCAUUCAAUUGAUACAUCUUGUUUAUCUACAAAUGCUUGUGAAACUGGAAAUUGUCAACCUGAAAAAAGUUCUAUUAUUAAUAAUUGCUUUUUAUUGUUAAGUAUUAGCAUAUGCCUUGAGAAACUAAUUCAAACUUUACAGUUGGAACGCUUAUAUACAUGUUGGACAACAUCAAAUAUAUCACAUAAUCAUUCAUUAUUAAGAUAUAAAGCAUUAGAAAAAUUGGAAAAUAUUAGAAUUGAAACGAGUAGUGCAUUACAUAAUUUAACAUCAUAUUUACUAAGGUAUCUAAAAGGAAAUCCAGAAAAAGGACUAGAUUUUGAAUGUGAUCAAUUCUGUGUUUCUUUGAAGGAAACUCUUUUAAGAUUAGAAGUUGAAUUACCUUUACAAAGAGAUGCUAUUGAUUGUAUGCUACGUAUUUUUACUGAUCUAAUACAAGAUCAAACAGACUCUUCAUUAUCUCAAACUAUUCAGGCUAGUAACAAAAUAGCAUUUAUUAAUGAUGAUAAACAAUCAAAUGAGGAAAAUACUAUUCCAAAUUAUUCUUCUAAUGUUUAUAGGGAAAUUGUUAAGCAGGCAAUAACACAAAAUUUGGUUUAUCCAAUAUCGAAAAAAAGUUUUGAUAGUGAAGACUCUGUAAAUAUAAAAAUCAAAAGUAACAAAAAUAUAAAUAAUCAAUCAUCAAAUAAUACUUCUAAAUAUAUUAAUAAUAAUAGUAUUGAUGAGUUUUACAGUAUUGAAGAUAGUCAAAGUUCAUUUUCUUCAUUAAAUAAUUGUGAUGAUGAAGAAUAUUGCAAUUUAAAAACUAUGUCACUUCCUAAUAGAAAAAAACAAAGAUCAUCAGAUUCAACUACUUCAUCUCCUUCUUCUAAAGCAUUGGCAUGGACAGGGAAAUUUCUUGCAUCUUUGGAGUUUUUUGGUGAAGCUACUGUAAAUUUUCUACAAUGUGCAUUUCAAAUAUUAUCUAUCAUAGUACAAAUACUUUCAAAAGAUGAAUUUUGUCAUAGAAAUGUGCUUUUAUAUAAUCCAAAUACAAUUAUAGAAAAUUAUAGACAAUGGUCUUAUUUAAAAGAACAUGUAUCAAGAGAAUGUGCAUUUGUUGUAUCUAUUGGUGUUGAUUAUGAUCUAAAAAAAGACUUAGAAACUGCGAGAAUAUUUCUAGAAUUGUUAGGUGCAAGAAGAUAUCAAGCUGCUACCACAUGGCAAUUACAAAGUACUAGUGAACGUAACCUAUUUAAGGAUUUACUUCUAUUAGAAGAGGCUUUAUGGAAUAAUAGUCAAUACAAACAAUAUAAUGGUAACUAUAAUAAUCAAAAUUUCGCAGAUGAUUGGCUACAAAAAGGAGAUGAAACAUGUACAGCACUACAUAGUUCUUGUAUAAACUUCAUAAGUGAAAUCAGAGAUAUGAUAUAUAAAUUAUACUGA
This is a messenger RNA of Cryptosporidium muris RN66, 4269 nucleotides long. RefSeq names its product protein kinase domain-containing protein. Lineage: Eukaryota; Apicomplexa; Conoidasida; Eucoccidiorida; Cryptosporidiidae. The transcript has a single exon. Gene Ontology annotation, molecular function: ATP binding; protein kinase activity. The record is from RefSeq and is a predicted model, not a curated record. The coding region runs from base 1 to 4269 and encodes 1422 amino acids. Gene Ontology annotation, biological process: protein phosphorylation.